AUGGCCACCAAACUGUCAGACAUUCCUCAGGACGUUGCGGCCCUGGUGUGUCACUAUCUGAAUCCCGAAGAUGCUCUCCGGCUGUUGCCAGCAAGCCGCAACAUUCAGAGCAUCACGCAGCAGCCGGAUAUUUGGCGAUGCUUCUGUUACCUGCGCUGGGGCAGAGGAGCCAACCUGCACCUGUAUGACCACGCCAAAGAUUGCCUUCGCGACCAGAACGGCUGGUUUCCAUGGCAAGGAAUGGUCCGGUCACCGCCGUUCUUCGAGGUGCGCCGCUUGAAGACCCAUCAACAGGGAUGUGCAUCCAUGGAUCU
Messenger RNA from Symbiodinium necroappetens, 314 nucleotides. NCBI's taxonomy places the organism in Eukaryota, Dinophyceae, Suessiales, Symbiodiniaceae. The record is from the annotation of a GenBank genome assembly.